Phycodurus eques (leafy seadragon) is the source of this 822-nucleotide messenger RNA. RefSeq names its product chymotrypsin-like elastase family member 2A. Gene Ontology annotation, molecular function: serine-type endopeptidase activity. Gene Ontology annotation, biological process: proteolysis. NCBI's taxonomy places the organism in Eukaryota, Metazoa, Chordata, Actinopteri, Syngnathiformes, Syngnathidae. The coding region runs from base 1 to 822 and encodes 273 amino acids. The record is from RefSeq and is a predicted model, not a curated record. The transcript has 8 exons.
AUGAUUUGGCUUGCAACUUUCAUCUGCUGCCUCGGGCUGAUUGGUGCCCAGGUACCAUUUAACCACUAUGUGAACAACCAGAGAGUCAUAGGAGGCAAUGAUGCUUUACCGAACACCUGGAAAUGGCAGGUUUCCCUGCAGCUCGAUUCGUACAAUGAAGGUUUGUUUAGUCACAUAUGUGGAGGAUCCAUCGUCGAUGCCUUUUACAUCAUGACGGCGGCUCAUUGUAUCCUCAGUCAGGAUGCCAGUCAGUACCGUGUGGUGGUGGGAGAAUACAACCUGUAUGAGUAUGACGGCAGUGAACAGUUCAUCACAGUCGAGAAGAUUCAUGUGCACCCCAAGUGGACAGGCAACCUCGCCAUUGGAAAUGACAUUGCUCUCCUGAGGCUGGCUCAGCCCGUUUAUGAUAACGGCUUCAUUGCUAUCGGCAACCUGCCCAGGCCAGGCGAAAUGCUGCCUCACGACUUCACCUGUUUCAUCACCGGCUGGGGGAUCAUGGAUUACGAAGCAUCGAGCAUCACCCCCGACAUUCUGCAGGAGUCCCCCAUCAGAGUGGUGGAGCACUCGGUCUGCUCCCAGCCGGAGUGGUGGGGCAGCAUCGCCCUGAGGAGCAUGUUGUGCGCCGGAGGGGACGGAGUCGUCUCAGGCUGUCAAGGCGACUCUGGGGGACCCCUAAACUGCUUCACCGACGACGAGUGGAGGAUCCACGGGGUGGUCAGUUACGGACCGUCCGGCAGGUGUAACCAAUUUUCCAAACCCACCGUCUUCACCCGGGUCUCUUCCUUCCAGGACUGGCUUUAUUCUGUUAUAGAGGGUGCAUAG